GUGUGGCGCGGCGUCUGGCAGGGCGAUCACGUGGCCGUCAAGAUCUUCUACUCGCGCGACGAGGCGUCCUGGACCCGCGAGACAGAGAUCUACAGCACCGCCAUGCUGCGCCACGCCAACAUCCUGGGCUACCUGGGCUCGGACAUGGCGUCGCGCAACUCGUGCACGCAGCUGCUGCUGGUGGCGCACUACCACCCGCUGGGCUCGCUAUACGACCACCUGAACCGCCAGACGCUCACGCUCGACCACUGCCUGUUGCUGCUCAUCUCGGCCGUUAACGGACUGAAUCACCUGCACUCGGAGCUGCACGGCACGCAGGGCAAGCCGGCGAUCGCGCACCGGGACAUCAAGACCAAGAACAUCCUGGUGAAGAACAACGGCGAGUGCGUGAUCGCCGACCUGGGCCUGGCCGUCACGCACCGCCAGGGCCACAUCGACCUGGGCAACAACCUGCGCGUCGGCACACGCCGCUACAUGCCGCCCGAGGUGCUGGACGAGAGCAUCAACAAGGAGUCGUUCGAGUCGUUCCUCAAGUCGGACAUGUACGCGUUCGGCCUGGUGAUGUGGGAGGUGACGCGCCGCUGCUCGUCCAGCGGCCGGGCCGAGCCGUACCGACCGCCCUACCACGACGUCGUGCCGGCCGACCCGGGCUUCGACGACAUGCGCAAGAUCGUAUGCGUUGACCAGCACCGACCGGUGAUCCCAAACCACUGGUCCGGACACCCGACUCUGGUCGGCAUGGCCAAGCUGAUGAAGGAGUGCUGGCACCACAGCGCCAUGGUGCGGCUGACGGCGCUGCGGCUUAAGAAGUCCCUCGUCCGCCUAGAGGGCGCCAUCAAGCCGGCCAACAACAAGGUGGACCUGUAGCGGCCGCGCCGACGCGCCGCCGCCGGGGCUCCGGCGCGGAAGUACCGAAGAGGCUGCCCUCUGGCGGCGGACGGCGCGCGUCGCCGCGUCAUCAGCGCAGAGGUACCGGGAGAUGCUGCCAUCUGGUGCCGGACGGCGCCAGCAGGCUCGCUGGCCGCCGUCGGCCCGCUGCUCCUCUGGCGGGCUGGCUGUGGGCACGUUUACCGAUGGACGGGCUGUACGUCCGCUGCAUGUCUACGUAACGUGUGAAUAUGCCGAUUUUUGUACAUGUGCCUUACCGCGCGCGAGCCGUUGGUGAGACUUCGCCGGUUUUGUAAGUGGACAAGCGCGCAAGUGAAGCUUUGUAAGUAUGCGCGCCAUUCGAGCGUGCCGCUUGUGAGACGGCGCCGGCCGCGGGUGCCGGUCCCUUCGCGAGGCUGGCGUGUGGUGGCCCCACCCGCGCUCUGCUGGAGUCGGUCGCAGUGCCGAGGUGCGGAGGGCGCUGAGCGUGCUCGGGGU
This is a messenger RNA of Pollicipes pollicipes, 1365 nucleotides long. Its product is annotated as activin receptor type-1-like. The transcript has 5 exons. Bases 103 to 867 code for a protein of 254 amino acids. Gene Ontology annotation, molecular function: transmembrane receptor protein serine/threonine kinase activity; ATP binding. Gene Ontology annotation, biological process: cell surface receptor protein serine/threonine kinase signaling pathway; cellular response to growth factor stimulus; protein phosphorylation. Gene Ontology annotation, cellular component: plasma membrane; BMP receptor complex. Lineage: Eukaryota; Metazoa; Arthropoda; Thecostraca; Pollicipedomorpha; Pollicipedidae. The record is from RefSeq and is a predicted model, not a curated record.